AUGGAAUUUCGCCUAGCGAGAGGUAGUUCCAUCCCUUCAAGGCGAACGGACAAGACACGAUCACGAUGUUGCAAGGAUUGGCACGAGGCAGGAGAAACCAUCGUCAUCACCGUUGGAAAAUACGAUAAGGAUCGACAAGGGAUAACAAAGAGUUUCCCCGCCGAUUCUUCAGCAUCUCGCGAUGACAAUCAAUUCGACACGCGCGACAAGAAACUCCUACGCGGCUCUGGCAAGGGUUUGUCGAAGCGAAUGUCAGGCGAAAGCGAACUCGCUUCAGAGAGUCAAGAAGGGCAGGGGGGUUCUCAGGUCUGGCGUGCAACGGUCCUCGGCCAAACAAGCAUGCUAUCGACCAUUGAAUGGAUAGGUAGCAAUGAGCAACAAAAGCACGGGGAUGGCCGAUAUUAA
Fusarium graminearum PH-1 is the source of this 405-nucleotide messenger RNA. RefSeq lists its product as uncharacterized. The record is from RefSeq and is a predicted model, not a curated record. Bases 1 to 405 code for a protein of 134 amino acids. The transcript is spliced from 3 exons. NCBI's taxonomy places the organism in Eukaryota, Fungi, Ascomycota, Sordariomycetes, Hypocreales, Nectriaceae.